Dreissena polymorpha is the source of this 1413-nucleotide messenger RNA. RefSeq lists its product as uncharacterized. Gene Ontology annotation, cellular component: nucleus. Gene Ontology annotation, molecular function: DNA binding. NCBI's taxonomy places the organism in Eukaryota, Metazoa, Mollusca, Bivalvia, Myida, Dreissenidae. The transcript has 3 exons. The record is from RefSeq and is a predicted model, not a curated record. The coding region runs from base 1 to 1413 and encodes 470 amino acids.
AUGGAGAUCCGACAGAAAACUAAUCCUGUCCGUGGCCCCUACAGGUCAUCCUAUGACAUUGAUGACUUACAAAGGGCCUUUAUGGCUGUAAAAGACAAUCAAAUGUCAAUUAGAAAAUCAGCAUUGUACUUUAAUGUCCCCAAAACAACACUUAUUGACAGGUUGCAUGGGAUAAUUAGUAUUGACACUGUGAAACCAGGCCCUGACCCACUGUUUACUCUUGAUCAGGAGUCUCUACUGGCAAGUCACAUCCAAACUAUGGGUGAAGUAGGCUUUGGGUACACCAGGCAAGAGACUAUAAACCUUGCAAGUGAUUAUACCUUCACCUUAGGCCUGAGACCAAGAGAAAAACCUCUUACUGAUCGUUGGUUGUACAAGUUUUUGGACCGGUGGCCAGAACUAAUGGUGAAAAAACCAAGAAGCCUUGAUAUAGCCCAUGCAAGAUGUGCGACAAGAGAUGCUGUGGAUCGAUAUUUCAACAAAUUGCAUGAAAUUCUUGUCAAGUAUGAUCUAUUAUCAAAACCCCAUCGGUUGUACAAUAUUGAUGAGAAGGGGCUCAGUCUAGAACAUAAACCACCAAAAAUUGUCUCAUCAAAGCAUGGCACAACUCCUGCCGUAACAGGUAGCAGAGGAAAAAAUGUAACUGUCAUUGGUUGUGUAAAUGGGGUAGGUCAGCAAGUGCCUCCUUACUUUGUUUUUCCAGGUCAGAGAAUGCAGCCAAGUCUGUUAGAUGGUGUGACACCUGGUACAAAUGGAACUGUUUCCCCAACAGGAUGGUCUAAUACAGAGGUGUUCUCUGGUUAUUUGAAAGAGCACGUCUUGCAAUACUUACCCCUACGAUCAAAAAAUGAACCAGUCCUGAUACUUUAUGAUGGCCACAGUAGUCACAUUUCACUGGACCUAAUACAAUGGGCUAAACAGGAAGAUAUUAUCCUCUUUGUACUACCCCCUCAUUGCAGCCACCUAUUGCAACCCCUAGAUGUCAGCUGCUUUGGACCCUUCGAGGUUGCUUGGAACGCAGCUCUACACAGCAAUUUAAGAGCAUCUGGGGGUCGUACACUAUCACGAUAUGAUGUUGCCAGUUUAGCUUGUAAAGUGUACAGCUCAACACUCACAGCUACCAACAUUCAAGCUGCCUUCCGCAAGAGUGGUGUUUACCCAUUGAACAAAAAUGUGAUAUCUGAUCACCAAGUGGCCCCAUCAACCUGUUUCCACGUUACAGCUGCAGGUGAUGCUUGUAGUAAAGGGUCUGAGCCGUUGGAGGAUAAUGAAAAGGCAGAUCAGUUUUUACAGGAGCGUGGGGGCAAGAUUUUGCAAAAUGUGGACACAGCAAAAAAACAAAGAAACACACUUAGCAAAGUUAGUUAUCAGAAGGGGAGACAUCUUCUUGUGCCCCAGUGCUCAACCAAUUAA